Messenger RNA from Vanessa atalanta (red admiral), 2508 nucleotides. Its product is annotated as epoxide hydrolase 4-like. The coding region runs from base 133 to 1128 and encodes 331 amino acids. Gene Ontology annotation, molecular function: hydrolase activity. Lineage: Eukaryota; Metazoa; Arthropoda; Insecta; Lepidoptera; Nymphalidae. The transcript is spliced from 6 exons. The record is from RefSeq and is a predicted model, not a curated record.
CUUCAUAAUCUUACCGACAUCCGUUUUAUUCGAAUCAACUCUGAUAACUACUGAUAAGAAUGGGUCGUAAACUAUAGAUCGCGUACACUGAAAGGCUAAAGACUGAUUUUAUUUUAAAAACAUAUUUAUUAAAUGGGUGUUAAAAGGAAGCAAGUGUUAGAUGUUGUGUCUGGGUGGGAAUCUGUGGAGUUAAUAUUAAAAUGUGUUUUUGUGGGUUUGUGGCAAAUGAUACAACUUUCAGUUCGAAGGUUAUGGAAAGGGCACAGGAGGAAAUUAUCCAAGAACUCUCCACCUGUCGAACUAACCGUAGACUCUUCUAUUGGUAUACAUUGCUACAUUAAAAUUAUGGGUGUAAAAUAUCAUUAUGUUGAAACUGGUCCAAAAAAUGGUCAGAUAGUACUCAUUCUUGGCGAUGCACCUGACAAUGGAGAUCUUUGGGUUCCAAGCUGGUCAUCAGUAGUCAGGCGUUUAGCUGAACUUGGUCAUCAUGUCAUAACCCUAGACCUUAGAGGUAAUGGAGCUAGUGAACCAGGGGAUAGGAUUGACUUGUCUCCACCACGGGCUGUUGAAGAGUUGAAAUCUUUAUUGAUAGCCCUUGGUGUGUCAGAAAGUGAUCCUGCAGUGGUCAUCGGCUUUGGAAUUGGAGGUAUGCUCACUUGGUAUCUGGUUCAUUGCGAAGGAUCCUUGGUGAGCAAAUUCGCGGUGAUCGCGGCACCGCAUCCGAAUCUCUACUGGCAACACCCACCUGCAGCGUUUUGCCAUCGGUCUUUACAUUUUAUACAGUGGCCAUAUUUCCCGGAAAAGUGGCUAGCUGAAGGUGCCAUGCAGGAAGGUAGCCAGUGGGCCAGCUCUCGUGCAAGGGACUGGAGUGGCGCCCUGAACUACGUCAGAAGCGCUGCUCGACAGAAGGGUUUUUAUUGUGAACCGGUGAUCCGAGACAUGAGCGGCGUGUCGCAGGCGCGGCGUGGUACCGCAUCGCGGGCGAGCACAGGGUGGCGGCGCGCGGGCUGCUGGCGGGCGCGCGCGACAGCGCGGCGCAGCUCGUGGCGAGCGCGCAGUUCUGCGCGCACCCCGCGCUGCGCCUGCUGGCCGACCCCAGCCCCAGGGACAAGGACUUGCCCGCUCUGAUCCUCGACUUCCUCGUGGGUAAACAGAAACCAACAGAGGAAGUUUCCAAGGGGUUAAUGGGCAGAGUUCUAGGGGCGGUCGCCGACCGGGGACGAGAACUCACUGCCCGCUUAGCGUUACCAGCGAACGCGUGACGUACGAAUUUGGUCUCCAAGAACCUUGGAAUUAUUUAUAUAGCAAAAAUGUGUUUAAAAUUGUAAUGGCAUCUAUUUUUGUUAUAGCUAAGAUUAAUAUUUUUUAAAUUUAAAUAUAUGGCAAUUUAAUUUUAUUUAAGAUGUAGAAUAAUAUUGUAAAUAAAAAAAAGUAGAUUUUAUUGCAGUAAAGUUCAAAUGGAUUGCUAUUUAUCAGUAACAUUCGUAUAUACAUACAUACAUAAAGUGCUCAGAACUCGUAAACAUAUUUAAUCAAUUUCCCUGCAUUUAUUAGUUUGCGAUCACGUGACAUGUCUUAACGUCUGAUAAAAGGUCACAGAGGAUGUGAAAUGCAUUGAUAAAAAUAUUGUUUAAAACGAGAUAAAUAACUGUUAAAGUAAAUAUCGUUCAGAGGAAUCAUUUAAUGUUAUUUAAGUGAAUAUUUCAUGACGUUAUUAUAAAUUCUGUAGUUUGGUGCUAAAACAAUAAAACAUAUCUUUGAGUAAAAUUUAAACCACAAUUUUGUCAUUUUCCAAAUCAUAAUAAAAAAUGUGAAUAAAUUAUUAUAUAAUAUAUUACAACUAUCAAAUACUGUUAAAUGAUUUUAUUAUGAUUAGGAAAAUUAAAGGUUGUUGAUAUUUUUAGCAGCAGACCACAGAAUUGUGAUAUUUUAAAGUUCCUACUCGUCUUAAGUAUGAUGUGGUUACUUGUUUUUUUUUUUUGUUAUAUCCAAAAUCUAUUAACUUAGAAGUCUAUAUAUAAAAAGGAAUGUGCCAGACAUAUUACUCUUCACUCUAUAAUGAAACCAUAAAUUUUAAAAACAAAACCAUUGUUUAUGGAUUAAGCUUGGAAUGCAUUACGAACACACUUUUUUAGUUCCUAACAAUUUUUUGUAAAAUCAAGACUAUAAAUAAUGUUGUUCAUUUUAAUCAAUUAUAAAUUCAUCCAUAUUUAGUUUGUCUUUUAAAGAGUCAUUAAUGUUUUAAAAUAUUUCGAAAAAUUGCAAUAAAUAUUGCAGCUAUAUAGGUAUAUAUUUAUUUAUAUUAAAAAAUUUAAAUAUAAUUACUAUACUAUCCUUUUAAAUUAGUCAGAUUAUAUUGCCAGCACUUAAUUAUGUAAUGGUUUAAAAAUGUUAUUGUUCAAAUGCAUUUUUAUCUAUUUAGUGGUACAUAUCAGAAUCAAAGACUUGUUUAGCGUUAAGGCCAAAGAAUUUUCUAUAUUAUUAAAAAAAUAAAACCACAUAGGAAAG